Molecule: messenger RNA, 435 nt
Organism: Hemicordylus capensis (graceful crag lizard)
Lineage: Eukaryota; Metazoa; Chordata; Lepidosauria; Squamata; Cordylidae
Product: ribonuclease-like
Exons: 1
Coding region: 1-435 (144 amino acids)
Molecular function (GO): nucleic acid binding
Source: RefSeq, a predicted model, not a curated record
AUGGUCCUGAAGGCACCCCGCUGUGUUCUGCUGGUGGUGGUCUGCCUCACCUUCCUGGUCUUCUUGGAGACUGUCAGUGGGGCCACUUACCGCCAGUUCAAGCAGCGGCACAUUGACAACGGCCAGCCACCAUCCAAUGCUCGCACCUACUGGAAUCAGAUGAUGCAGCGAAGGGGCAUGACUCAUCCUGUAUGUAAGCCAACCAACACCUUCAUCCAUUCAAGCGACAGACAAGUCCGAGGCAUCUGUGGCGCAGGAGGGAGGCCAGUUUUUGGCAACACUUAUCAGAGCAGACACCCCUUCAGAAUCACCACUUGCCGGGUCAUCCCAGGCUCUCGCCCACCCAGAUGCAACUACAGGGGCCAUACUGUGACCCGGAAUAUCCGGGUAUCUUGCGUGAGGCGCCUACCUGUGUAUUUUGCCGGAAUCGUCUAA